Sphenostylis stenocarpa is the source of this 336-nucleotide messenger RNA. The record is from the annotation of a GenBank genome assembly. NCBI's taxonomy places the organism in Eukaryota, Viridiplantae, Streptophyta, Magnoliopsida, Fabales, Fabaceae.
AUGCGUUGCCUCUACAAAGGAACAAUGGUUCUGUCAAAGAGAACAAAGAAUAAUGUCAAAAUUCCUAGUAGUUGCAGCCUCUUUGACUACGGCGCCGCCGGUUGCACCGCCAUGAGAUUGAUUGUUCGAGAGGGUUGGAGGGUGGUAGUACUUGCGGCCUGUUUGGGGGCAGUUAGAGUGAAACCUUGCGAGGAUCCUGACCCCUUGGUCAAUGAUCCCUACAAGCUUCCCCAUGCAUCCGAUCAAACCCAGAAACCACACACCCUCUUCUCCCUUCUCCUUUCUCUCUUCAAUUCUCGAAUGGGAAUGAAAGAAAGCGAGAAGGGUGUGUUAUAA